UUAUUUUAGUAGAGACGAUAAAACAGUUGAAGCACCAACAAACAGAUGAAGCAGCUCUAACCUGCUCCCAUACUCAGAGCAACGACCUUUGGUUGCCCCCUAGUGGGAAGAAACCAAACAAAAUAUACUUAGUUUCGCUUUUCCUCCUCUUCCCGUGAAGAGUGUCGAGCUUUGAAAGUUGUCGAGAAAAGAGAAAUCAGCUUGAAACACAUACAAGAAAGUUUCUCCCACUCAGCAGUGACAGUGGUUCUUCCAGCAGAUGGCAGAAGCGGGCAAGAUUGUCCGGGUGAGCGGGCUGCCCACGGAGCUGGAAGAUGACAGGCUGAAAGACAAGUUACUCAUUCACUUUCUCAGAGCCAGGAAUGGAGGAGGGGAAAUAGACCAUGUCACGAUUGUGAAACCACCGCCUUUAUCUGCUCUCAUUACCUUUGAGGACAGUGCAGUGGCACAGAGAAUUGCUCAACGAUCUCGGCACAUUCUGGAAAUAGAUGGGAAAAAGUAUGAACUCGAUGCUUCAGAGAGCCCAGGAAGCUUGGACCCAGACCAGGUUGUCUUAAGCUUAACAGCAACGGUUGACUACAGCAGACUUCCUGGGGGAAUCAAGGCACUAAAAAACCUUUGUAAAAGUCAUCAAGAUGUCCAUAUAAAGUCCAUUGCUACUGAGAUGUGUUGCACACUGGUUGGCUCGUACUAUAAAGUGCAGGCUGCUUUGACCGAACUACUUGGUCCCGGAUUCUCAGAGAGCAAAAACUCAGGUCCAAAUGCCUCCAGCAGGACUUGGUCAUUUCAGACAUCACAGAAACCUCAAGAGUCAGAAGAUCAGAGCAGAGAACCAACCAGGCAAGAGGAACACAGAGAAGUCAAAGAUGACGCUGAUGUUUCAGCAAAGGGGGAAAACGUCUCUUCAAACAGAAAUCAUGCACUUGGUGGUGAUGACUGGGAAACUGUCAGUCACACAGAUAGCGCAGCUCGGCGCUCUCCAACUGCUUUCAUAGAGGAGUCCUCUUUGAUUGUGGAUGCAGACGUGUUCCAGUAUCUGGAGAAUCACUGCAAGAAGGAAUACCAGCAAAUCCUCAGUCAGUUUGGUGUUGAGGUGGUGAGCGAAACAAAUCAGGGCCUGACCACUCUGUUCUUGCAGAUUGCUGAUACAACAGCGGUGGAGGAGAGGCAAGAGAGCAUGAAACUAGCUAAACAGGCAAUAAGUCGACUUUAUCACGAAAAUGAGGCAAAGAUCUGUCGAGACCAGCUCCCUAAAAAUAUACUUCGCCCCAGAGGAGGACUGCAAAGGGAACUGGAAAACGUAAGUGCAAGAUAUCCAAAACUUCUUCUGAAUGAAGAUGAGCAGAAUAUUUACUUUAUUGGUAGCAACAAGGAUGUAGUAGAUGCCAGAUACUCUCUUCUAAUAGGCCAGGAGGAAGUUAGAAAUAAAAAGGAAGGUGUUGCCAGUCUUCUUAAUUUUCCUUCAUAUAAUUCUGGGACAUCACCUUUUCAUUCUGAUGAGGAGCGACUACACCAGACUAUGCCUCCUACUGAAGGACAGCUGAAUGAAAGGAUAGAUCGGCUGCAGAUAUCUGAGGAAGAUGAACUAAGAACUGAUGGAGCAAGAAGGUAUAAGCUAGCUGCUCGGUUUAAAGACUCAGGACUUUCCGUUUUAGGCGGCUUUCCCUUCCGUCCAAAUUCAUCACCCAGCAGGCAAGCACACCAGGAUCCGAUUCUGGGGCACGAUGUGCUGUCCGGAUCAACAGGGAUUUCUGGUGAAGGAAUUUCUAGAGCAGCAGCCCAAAAUACCGGAGGGGACAUAUUGUUCAAAACCGCGCAUACAUCUCCCUCUUUAUUCUCACCAAUUAAAACCUCUUUAACUACAGAUAUGAUAGACACCCGACCAAAAAACUUAGCAACUCCGUUUGCUUCAAUUCCUUACAGCCUUCCAAAAAGCAGUGCAUUUCCACCUUCAGAGUCUGGAUCCACUUUAAAGCGAGCCAGUAGUUUCUCAGGAACACCUCAACAGAAAGCUCAAAUCCUGGGCCAGAAGAGCCAAGACGAUUCCAGCAAACCUACAGUCGGAGUCCGCGAACGGUCUUCCAGCUUUAGUAGCCAGACAGUGAGGAAUAAACAAGAAGCCCAUCAUGAAGAGAUCUCAGUUUCCAAGGUUAUAUGGCAAUACAUAAAGGAAGCCUACAGUACCCGGGUGGAGGACCUCACUUCUGAUCUCCAGAUGAAAGAGAACUCCUCUGAGGGCAAUCGGAAUUUGACUGUUAUCUUAAGAGGGGCUGAUUCGUCCAAAGUGAAAUUAUGUCGGGAACGUUUACAGAAGCUUGUUGACUUAGUCAGUGGUGACUUCUCAGUUCAGGAGCUGCGCUUGUCGGAGUUGGGGGUUUCUAGUACCAAAGAUGAAACCUUACAGGCUUGUUGCUCUGAAGUGCGGAGCCGCUUCAAGAAGGUUGUCGUCCACACGAUGAAGGAAAACUUGUAUCUCGUUGGUCCAGAAGAGCUGUGCUCCCAGGUUGCUGCUACGCUGAGGGAGGUAUUUUCUAAAGAACCUGAACAGCACGACUUCUCCGACCAAUUUUUGCAAUUGAAUGCAACCCAAAGGAGAAAACGAGUCCCGGACAGUACGUAUCAGGUGGUGUCCACCCAAGCUGGCAUCGUUGAUGGGAACAGUGAGAGUCAUCAAUGGAAAACAACCUAUGGUAGAGACUUUGGUGAGAAGGGGCUUGUGAAUGGAUCAAAUAGCCAAUCAUCACCGAAGAAAGAGAAAGUCUCCAAGGAAAAACAGGAUGGAAACACAGUUGAAAAGAAUUCUUUGAAUGGUGAGAAAGAGAGAACAUUACAGGCUAACCAGCAGGAUACUACAGAGCACACACCUGCAGAGACCCAGAGCACCUCAGAGAAGUCCAGGUCAGGUCUGGACGGGCAGAUCUGUAUUUGUGGGACGGACAAGACAACAUUGGUGAGGACCAAGUGUGGAGUCACAUUGUGCCCAGAGUGCCUGGGGAUGUCGCACUCUUACUGCAAAGUCUGCAAUGAGGAGGUAGAGCAGACACUCCAAGGCAUCUGUGGUGAAAUGAAGAAAUCCAAACUGAGCAUGAGUUUGCCAGGUCAACACAAGGGCGGCGUUAUCAAGAUCACUUACCACAUUCCUAAUGGUAUCCAAGGGGAGGGUCAUCCAUCACCUGGAAAACCAUUUAAGGGGGCGGCAUUUGAAGCCUACCUCCCAGACAAUGAAAAUGCGAGGAAGCUGCUUCCCCGGCUGGAAAAAGCCUUCAGGAGGGGCCUCACCUUCACUGUGACAGGCAAAGGGACAGAGGCCAAGGUCGUCUGGGGCUCCAUCCCACACAAAACCAGCUUAUAUGGAAGCAAAUCUGAGAAAGGGUACCCAGACUCCACCUACUUGACACGUUUGUCCAGCAUCUUGACUUCCUAUGGGAUUUCGUAGUCAUCGGCAUGGUCCAAAUUGAAAAUUUACUGAGAAGAAACUUUUACACAUACGUUUUUAAUAUAAUGUCAACUGUAUUAGCCAUUUGUCUUAUUGUAUUAUGUUGUAAAAUGUCCGUCAUUCCUUAUUUAUCUAUGAAUGUAAAUAACAGAAUUGAGAAUGGAAAUAAUAUGUAUAUACUAUUUUUAGGCUUUUUUUAAAAGCUUUGGUUCUAAGUUUUUUUUUUUUUUUUUUUAAAGAACGUGCUUGAAUCUCUGAAUGUUUAAUGUCCCGAUGCCACAGUUUGGAUCAUUUCAUACAGCAUUUCUGAACUUUUUAUUUUUUUUUAUUUUUUUUUUACUAUUUCGACUAAUUCAGUUUUUAUACAAGUGUAUUUCUAUGGUAUGAUGUGCGCCUCACUGUAAAGAUAGGCACUUCGGAGCAUUCUGUAUGGGUUUAACCACAAUCCAUCUAGCUAUUUUCAAAAUACUGGAGGGCAUAAAUAUAAAUAAAAAGAGCACAUUUCCUGACUUUUUUUUAUGCUUUUUUUAUUAGUCCUGGAAAACAUGUAAGGCAUAUGGUAACAUUACACACUGAAGCGUUACAAGCUCUAAAGGCCAUGUGGACAGCAUGGCACCACGCGGUAAACCCAGAGUCAAGCACAGAAGCAGCAUCAGUUCAAAGGGUUUAAAAAACAAAGACGGGACGAGGAGUGUGUGUUUUUCUGCUUUGAUUUUCUCUUUUUAACCCAAAAAAACAUCAGAGCGAAGGGAAUGUGGAAGUCACCUGUUGGGUAUCCGCUGUAGAAAAUGACCAGAGCUAACAAGAGGAGGGUUGUGAAGUGAGUUUUUCCGAAGCGUUCCCAGAGAUAGGUUAAGAUGCCACACGGCUUUACCAGCUGGCCUUGGCAACGCCUGUGCUGAAGGUGAGAGCAGGGACUCUGCGGUGGACUGGCACUCUCCUCCUUCACACCACAAUGCUAUGGAAAACUGGUGAGAAGCUACACACAUGUGCUUUAUUUUCUGGUUGACUAAACAUGCAUUCUAAUACUGUACUGUACAUGAAAAGCCCUGGCAGAUUGUGCUUUUUUUUUUAGCAUCUCUGCAAUGCAUUACUCUUAAAAGAGACUGCAAAGAACUUAGGAGCUGCAGGCAGAUGUUUGAGUGGAUAUGAGCCACUGACUGAUCCUUCUUUCACAUCGGAUGAGGCUGUGAAGGAAAAUCAUGCAGUCGGAGUUUGUGUCAUGAACAUCGUGGAACGGCUGUGUGUGUGUGUGUGUGUAUGUAUUAGUGGUGAGGAAAACUGCAGUUUGGAAUGACCUGAGAAACCAUAUAAAAUGAAAUAAAAAUUUAAAAAAAAAAUCACAUCAAAGCUCGACAGUGACGUUUCUGUGAGGAACUUUAGAGAGAAACGAGAGAGAAAGAAGAUGAGGAUUUGAAAUACUGACCUCAACGCUUGUCUUCAGGCCCUAAUUUAAGGGUGCUAAUUGGUGCAAUCGUAUCUAGGAAAAUGACCACGCGUUGCCUAUUUUUACAUUGUAAUGCUUUUUCUUCUCCCCUACUGCACAUCUCUGUGUUGCUCUUGCAAAGUGUCUGGAAUGACUGGGAAACCACUUCAAGAUGACAUACAAUCCGGCUUCACCAAAGUGGAAGAGCUUCCAGACGGCAGACCAAAGUAGGAAGGGGAUGGGCCUACUUUUAACCAAAAAAUCCACUUGAGCUCAAACUCCAGACAUGAAGCACCGCCUCACUGAUUAAGAUCAUCUCAAAGGCAUUGGCUCCAUUGAACCAAUGGGGAAAAGCUGGAAGAAAAAAACAAACAAAAAAAAAAUAAACUAAUCUGUUUUCCACAUGCAGAUGGAUGCAUGCAAUAUCAAAUUCCAGAUGUCAAAAUGAUGUUUUAUUCUCUGUGAAAGUGAGUGCAGAGGGAAAGGGGUUUAUACCGGGAGGACUGUUGGCUGGCUGCUAAACUGCUGCACGGGCCAAGAAGCUCUGCAGAUGCAGCGCAGGAAGAGAGAAAUGACUUACAAACCUUCAGUGAACAGAGAGAGCGCGGCUGUAAAGCGGAAAUGUUGCGUCUGGGGCAGGCUGGGGCUGAUCAGCCAAUAAGCUGGGGCCUUGUUGGGCUGUUUUACAGUAUCUGCAUCACUGCACAGCUGUGCGAGAACAUCUGUUUUCCUCACUUUGCUAUACGGACCAUUUGCAAACACGCUGGCAGAAACAUAUGCACAGAAGAAUGCGGCGAAGCUUUGGAUUGUGAGGAAAUCUGGUGAAGUUUAGAGUCCUAAUCUCUCCUUCCUUUUAGUUGUAGGAUAAUCAGAUUUUUGUAGAGGUAACCUUUUUUGAAUGGAGAGAAAACAGAAGCAGACCUUAGUCUGAGCAACCAACUAAAACCCACAAACUUUUUGGAAAAAAAAGUCCCAUUAUUCCCUGAUAUAUGAAACUGCUGCAUAUCUGCAUUUUUUCCCCUCUUCUGGGUUGAUGGAAAUGCAUCCCAAGGCAGGUUCUUUUUUAAUAUAUUUUUAUGCACUGUUAAUAUUCAAAGCAUUGACAGAGGAAUAUACAUACAAUUUGGCACACAUGGUUUGGACCAACAGAAAAAAAAACAAAAAAAACUUCAUCACAUUUAAAAGGAGUGCAGGUUAGCAGGUCCCCACAGAGUACUGUAUGAGCUUUGAACUUUAAACCCUUGGAUAACAAAAAAAACAAAAACAAACCAAAAAAAAUAUAAAGGUAAAUCAAAAUAACAUAGUUAGUAAAACAUUUUUCUUUCUUUCUUUUUUUUUUCUUUUUUAACUGAAGCAAUUGUUUCUCACAUGGCACUCGGAACAGAAGCACCGUCCACAGGUUCACAAAGGGAGCCCAGCAGAUUAGAACAGAACACUAACCAGAGGCUGACAGAGCACAAUCACUCCCCACACCAGCAUGGCUGUCGCACUCCAGUCCAUCUCACCCAGCUCCGCGUUUUGUUUCCCACAGCCGAGAAAGAGCGAAUGCUUUUGAAAAGUUGGAGCGCAUGAGCGGAACCUUUGCACAAGUAAAUGCGUUUGUGCCACCUGUUCUGAAAGGAUGAGAAGCAGGCUGCAAAUCUGGAGCAACAACAACAACAAAAAAAAGAAAGACGACAACUCAAAGCCAGGCUGAGACUGGAGUGCCACCGCCAUGCUUGCAAGUGCAUUAAGAUCAGCGAGCAGAGUGCAAAAUACUAAUACCAACUGUCCUCAUAACACAGGCCUCUUAUCAGACAGGAGGGAGAGAUGGAGGAGGGUCAAUGUGAAGCUACGUCGUUCUGUAGCGGAGUAGUGUGAGGUGGGAAUGUGGCAGGGAGGGCGAGUGAUUUUAAAACCUGACAAACGACCUGAGGACACACGCACGUCUUCACACACAAUGGCACACCACACACAGCACAUGAGGGAGGCCACUCAUGCCAACACAAAAACUUUUUUUUUUCCCAUUUCUUUUUUUGGAAACAUUUUUUUUGUUUGUUUUUUACAAAGUCACUAGUCACCAUCUGAGUCUGAACACUGAAGCCGGACCCAGAGGCAGGCAGGCAGGCAGGCAGGCAGGCGGGCAGGCGGUAGUCAGGAAGGUGUCAUUUUUAAAGAUGAUGACACUGAGACGUAAAUUUUCAAUGUCCAUGAGCGGGGCAGCAGUCUGCCACACUAGCGAGCAAACGGCCACUGAUGCACACUGUUAGCAUUAGAAGCUGAACAGUGACUUUACACAAGCAUUAGCACUGUGUAGCACAGCUAGUAGUUACAGGUAGAAAGAACAGAUGCAUUUUAUCACAUGAUUUAUCAUAUCUACCCUUUUGGCAGACAUAGUGUCAUGUAGAAGUGUUUCUCUUCUAUUUUUUCCUUUUUGGUACACCUGAUGUUCCACAUCAUUAUACACAUCCUAAUAUUAGGCGAGGAUAGCCUGAUUAAAUACAUAAAGCACUUUUUAAAUACUGAAUUAUUAGGAAUAAAAGGUAUCCAAAUCAACCUGACUGCAUGUAAAGAAGUAAUAAUCCAAAAUGCUGAGUUUAUUGUCAGCCAUUCUGUAUUGAUCAAAAUGAGAAAAAUCUGACAACAGGAAUGAAGCACAUCACGCCCCGACCUAAACGAGUUCACAGCCAUUUCUGAGGCUUUGGGACUUUUACUCACAAACAGAGGAAACAUGGAACAGUCGUAAAAAGAGUGUUGGGUCUACCGAGAUGACUCCAUGAGCGCAUCACCCAGGAGGUCGCAGAACAACAUUUAAAGCACCGCAGGCGUGACUUUCCCUAGUUAAGGUCAAUGUUCACGAUUCAACAAUAAGAAAUUAGGUAAAAAUGGCAUCCAAGGGAGAGUUGACAAAUAAAAAGGAUUAAAAUAGUUCUGCAAAGACGAAUGGAACAAAGUAAAAAAAACAAACAAAAAAAAAACCUUCAUUUCCAGUUAUUGCAAAUGCAAGACGGCAGUACUUGUUGCCAAGGGUGGCAUAACCAGUUAUUAGACAUAGGGUUAUUAAAUUUAGCAGACAAUUGCUUCUUCACACAAGGCCAGAUUGAUUUGGAUAGCUUUGUUCCCUUAAUAAAAUCAUCGAUUGAAAACUAGAUUAUGUUAUUCACUCCAAUUAUCUUUGAUUUGCUUGACGAACUGUUCAAUGUGGUUAAAAGAAAGGAAAAAUAGAAGAAAACACUUCUUCACACCGCUGUAGUUGUUAAAAUUUCAGUUAUUUUUAGCAUUGGAGUUCUUAAUGUAGAUGUAAUAUCAGCCAUUAAUGGCCACAGUAACGAAACCAACUAUCAAUGCAACAUGUUAGACUUUAGACGGGGUUGAAAUAAGGCUAGCCGAGUGAUAUUAAAUGCUUAAAAAACAGCCUCACCUGCUGUUUUGAUUCAUUUUACUAAAACAUCUUCAACCUGUUGAAAUACCGGCUGACAGCACCAACUGCUGGCAAACGCAUAGUCAGAAGAGCAUGAAGGAGGACACACAGAGAGAGGGAAGAAAAAAAAGAGAGAGACCACAGUGCCAUCUCUGACGAGCCUGACGCCUGUUGCUAUGCCGACCACAAAGAGGGAAACAGAAAGAGGAGGAGGAGGGAGGAGGUGGGGAGGCGAAGCGCAGACAACAGCGCUGGCUGAAUUCGCCUCUCCUGGGUCAGUGUGAUCGAAAGGAAGCGAGGAAUGCGAUGAAAUUCCUCUCGGAGGUUCAGGGAGGAAAGAAAGUCCAGAGCAAAGGAAAACAAAAAAACGAAAGAAAACAAAAACCUUCACCCUCUUCGCUUGCUCACUUCAAGCACCUCGCUGUCUUGGUGCGACAGCGGCUCUUUCAUCGCAUUUGGAGCGUGCGUGUCUGUGUGUUUGCACAGAAACAAUUUCUUUCUUAAUUGGCACCCUGAACUUCUUGCCAACAGUUGGUCGGCUAGAAAAAUCUGUAACUAAGGAGAAGGAAGCUGGAAAAUAAUAUCAGCCAGGCUAUUCAACAGAGCACAGAGAGGCUCAUUAUGAGAGGAAAAGCAAGGACAUGAACUCGAAUGGAAUUUGAUGGGAAAGCGUUUCCAUCGCUCUGAAACUCUAAUAAUUUUUUUUCUACGUAGUUAAACAUGAUGAGUGGAAAAAAAAAAAAAAAAA
Messenger RNA from Poecilia latipinna (sailfin molly), 9010 nucleotides. RefSeq lists its product as uncharacterized. Gene Ontology annotation, molecular function: RNA binding. The record is from RefSeq and is a predicted model, not a curated record. Gene Ontology annotation, biological process: Notch signaling pathway; protein ubiquitination. The transcript is spliced from 6 exons. Lineage: Eukaryota; Metazoa; Chordata; Actinopteri; Cyprinodontiformes; Poeciliidae. The coding region runs from base 260 to 3436 and encodes 1058 amino acids.